Molecule: messenger RNA, 5939 nt
Organism: Monopterus albus (swamp eel)
Lineage: Eukaryota; Metazoa; Chordata; Actinopteri; Synbranchiformes; Synbranchidae
Gene: slc4a2b
Product: solute carrier family 4 member 2b
Exons: 24
Coding region: 493-4182 (1229 amino acids)
Biological process (GO): regulation of intracellular pH; bicarbonate transport; monoatomic anion transport
Cellular component (GO): plasma membrane; basolateral plasma membrane; apical plasma membrane
Molecular function (GO): monoatomic anion transmembrane transporter activity; solute:inorganic anion antiporter activity
Source: RefSeq, a predicted model, not a curated record
AUAGCGAAUUGACACCGGGAGAUCAGUUCCGUCAGAGCGAGUUGAGGCGCGUAUCAGCCACUGGUGAACAAAAUAACCCAACUCUGUGUAAUUUUAAGCAUCACAAGGAUUUCUCUUAGUGAAAACGCGUGUCUGCUUUGAACCUGCGUUUUUCUGGAGUUCGUUGACUUGUUUCGACUGCUGACUGAUUUUCCUGUGAAGAGGCGGCAUUGACAGCCGGUGUAACUGCCACACAUGCACUGAAGUGGUCCGCUGCUGCUGGUGGAGAAAUUUCAUUCCCGGCUUGUUAACAAGUCUGAUCUUCCCCGAGUCUCUUCACGGCCGAGUUCAGAAUUGCACUACAAUGUCUGCGGUGGCUUCUCUGCAGUAAGCACACAAAGGUUAUGCUGCCCAAAAGCUGCCUGAGUCCCAGUGAGAAAGAAAAGGGCUAAAGCCACGAGAGUCCCAGCCAGCUUUCCAGUGCCUCUCCAACAUCGACUCCACUGUGGAGCUAUGAGUGACCCCAGUGCUCCUGACCAGAUUACAGAUGUCGUGGCAUCGGUUGUUCACAGUCCAGAGGCUCCUGCUGCCUCGUCACCACACGGGUCUCCGCACCCUGAAGAGGAAGACGAUGGGGACCUGAACAAAUCUUUGGGCGUCCAGCGCUUCCAGCAGAUCCUCAGUCCCACAGCUGUUGUACCUGAUGAGCAGCACCACAUCUACCAUGAGGAGGACAUCGAAUACCACCGUCACUCCUCUCACCACAUCCACCGACCUCUGUCCAAACUGUCCUCCGAGGGACGCAGGAAGAGGAGCAGCAAGAAAAAGAAGAAGGACAAAGAACAGAAAACCUGCCAUGUUCUUAGCAGUGGCUCUUUAAAUGAAGUGGAGGAGGAGGAGGAAGAGGAGGAGGAGACAAAGGCAACGUCUCCGUCACCUGAGUCAGAGAGAGUCAGAGAUGUGGAGUUCUUUGUUUCGGAUGAAGACCAGGCAGCCAAUUGUGGCACAGAGAGCCCACGCUCGCCCAGAGAGCUGAAUAUCGUCCCACAGUCUGCUGUGGGAGCAGAUACUGAAGAUGCAACUUCCACAGAUAAACCAUCUUCACCAGAGACUUCCUGCCCUUCUCCUCAGUCGGUGUCACCUGAGCACACACCGCUUGCCCGGGUGUCAUCAGCCAGCCGCGGCUACGACUUGCAUGAGCGUCGGCGCACGGGCAACAUGACGGGUGCUGAGCAGGCCAAGUACCAGCGCAUUCCUACUGACGAGAGCGAGGCUCAGAUGCUGGCCUCUGCUGACCUGGAUGGUAUCAAGAGUCAUCGUUUCGAAGAUGUUCCUGGCAUGCGUAGACACCUGGUCAGAAAGAGCACCAAGGGGCAACAAGUGGUGCACAUUGGCAAAGACCACAAAGAGCUGACCACGCGCAGUCGUAAGCAGGACCGAACUCCACAUGAGGUGUUUGUGGAGCUGAACGAGCUGACCAUCGACAAGAAUCAGGAGAUGCAGUGGAAGGAAACGGCUCGUUGGAUCAAAUUUGAGGAAGAUGUGGAGGAGGAGACUGAGCGCUGGGGGAAACCUCACGUGGCUUCGCUGUCUUUCCGCAGUUUGCUGGAGCUCCGAAAGACCAUCUCACACGGUGCAGUGCUGCUGGACCUGGACCAGAAGACCCUGCCUGGCAUUGCCCACCAGGUGGUGGAGCAGAUGAUCAUCUCAGACCAGAUCAAAGCUGACGAUCGAGCUAAUGUCCUGAGGGCCCUCCUGCUUAAACACAGCCACCCAAGCGAUGAGAAGGAGCACAGUAGUAACCCUUUCCCCAGGAACAUCUCGGCAGCCAGCCUGGGCAGUCUGAUAACACAGCACCACGGUGCCAACCACACCCAUCAGUCAGAGCCCUCUGUUACUGACCCCCUUAUGAGCACCAUCCAUUCUGCUGGGAACACAGAAACAUGCAUUGACAUGGAGAAGAACGAAGUACAGCAGAAGGAGCCAACCUUUGUGUCCGGUAUGCAUCGGUCCAAAUCCAAGCAUGAGCUGAAACUGCUGGAGAAGAUUCCUGAAAAUGCUGAGGCCACAGUUGUCCUUGUUGGCAGUGUGGACUUCCUGAAGCAGCCCACCAUGGCGUUUGUGCGGCUGCAGGAGGCGGUGGAGUUGGACUCUGUCCUGGAGGUCCCUGUGCCUGUCAGGUUCCUGUUUGUUCUGCUGGGACCCCCGACCAGCAGCAUGGACUACCACCAGAUAGGACGCUCCAUCUCCACACUCAUGUCUGACAAGCAAUUCCAUGAGGCAGCCUACCUGGCGGAUGAGAGGCAGGACCUGCUGAAUGCCAUCAACAACUUCCUGGACUGUAGCAUUGUGCUGCCGCCUUCAGAGAUGAGAGGAGAUGAGCUUCUGCGCUCUGUCGCUCGCUUCCAGAGGGAGAUGCUCCGCAAGAGGGAGGAACAAGAGGUCAAGCUGUUGGACAAGGAAGCUAAGAGCCUUGAAGAGAAAGUGGCCCUCCUCACGCCUUUAAAAAAGUCUGAUGACCCUCUAGAGCGCACUGGACGUCCCUUUGGCGGGGUGAUACGAGACGUGCAGCGACGUUACCCAAAGUACAUCAGUGACUUCAAGGACGUCCUGAGCAGUCAGUGCAUGGCUGCCAUUAUCUUUAUCUACUUUGCUGCCCUGUCUCCAGCCAUAACAUUCGGAGGCCUACUGGGUGAGAAGACAGAUGGUCUGAUUGGUGUUUCUGAGCUGAUCAUAUCCACAGCAAUGCAGGGUGUGAUCUUCUGCUUGCUCGGAGCUCAGCCACUACUGGUCAUAGGAUUCUCUGGUCCCUUGUUGGUCUUUGAAGAAGCCUUUUACAGUUUCUGCAAAGCAAAUGACAUAGAGUACCUAACAGGUCGUGUCUGGAUUGGGUUUUGGCUCAUCGUCAUCGUGGUGAUCAUGGUGGCUUGCGAAGGAAGCUUCCUGGUCCGCUUCGUCUCCCUUUUCACCCAGGAGAUAUUCUCCUUCCUCAUCUCACUCAUCUUCAUUUGCGAAACCUUCAUCAAACUUGGCCAGAUUUUCAAGGAGCACCCACUGAAACGCUGUUCUCUCAACAACAGCACGGAGGGAGAUGCCUCAGCAGAAAAUGUCACACUGGUGCUACACAACAGCACCGUGCUGCCUGUGACGGUGAAGCUGCAAGGCGAACCCAACACUGCGCUGCUCUCUCUGGUUCUCAUGGCGGGGACGUUUUUAAUCGCUUUCUACCUGCGCAAGUUCAAGAACAGUGCGUUCUUCCCUGGAAGGUUACGCAGGAUUAUUGGAGAUUUUGGAGUACCAAUUGCUAUCCUUAUCAUGGUCCUGGUGGAUUACAGCAUAGAAGACACAUACACACAAAAACUGAGCGUUCCCAGAGGUUUCUCUGUGACAAGUCCUGACAAACGUGGCUGGAUCAUCAGUCCACUGGGUAGUAACGGUGAAUUCCCCAUCUGGAUGAUGUUUGCCUGCUGUUUGCCUGCUCUGCUGGUUUUCAUCCUCAUCUUUAUGGAGACACAGAUCACCUCCCUGAUAGUGAGUAAGAAGGAGCGGAUGCUGGUGAAGGGCUCUGGUUUCCAUCUGGACCUGCUGCUGAUUGUGGUGCUGGGCGGCACCUCAGCUCUGUUUGGCCUGCCGUGGUUGGCCGCUGCGACUGUCCGCUCAGUGACGCAUGUCAACGCCCUCACUGUCAUGAGUAAGGCCGUCGCCCCUGGAGACAAGCCUCGCAUCCAGGAGGUGAAGGACCAGAGGGUCACAGGACUCCUGGUGGCCAUCAUGGUUGGCCUGUCCAUUGUGAUAGGUGACCUGCUGCGGAUGAUCCCCCUGGCCGUGCUGUUUGGUAUCUUCCUCUACAUGGGUGUCAUGUCACUCAACGGCAUCCAGCUGACCGAACGGAUGAUGCUGCUGCUCAUGCCACCAAAGUAUCACCCUGACCACAGCUAUGUGCGCAAGGUCCGUACGUUGCGCAUGCAUCUGUUCACCUGCAUCCAGCUGGUGUGUUUGGCAGUUCUCUGGGCUGUUAUGUCGACACAGGCUUCCCUGGCUUUCCCCUUCGUCCUGGUCCUUACUGUUCCUGUCAAGAUGUUCCUGCUCCAACGCAUCUUCACAGUCAGAGAGAUGGCAUGUUUGGAUGCCGAUGAUGCAGAGCCGACGUUUGACGAGCGCGAGUGUCAUGACGAAUACUCGGAGAUGCACAUGCCUGUGUAGCCCAAAACGAGUCGCAUAUCUAAUAUACCUUUAGUGGACACCAAACCUUAUCAGACGCCCUCACUGAGAUGUGGGAUGCAUAGUCCCCUCCAGGCUGAAACACUCAGAGUUUUGAUGCCGCAUCACUGUGUGCUGCCGGCCCUCUUCAUCAUCAUCGCACAGCACGUUAGACGCCUUGUUGGCUGUUACUUUAACCAAACAUUUCACUAUUUAAGUAGGUUGUUAUCAAUUUGACGGAGGCUGACUAUCAGCACUCUGUGGCACGAACGAUGAAAUCCAACUGAAGAGAUCCAACAUUUAUUCACAGAUAAAAUUUUUAUUUUUAAAUACAUUUUAAGUAUUUUAUUACUGCAUAUAUAUUUCAGGGUGCACAAGAGUCUAAAUCAGAUGAUGUGAUCUCAAGCUCAAAAUUAGAUGCCAGUAGACAGACUUGCGAGAUGGAUUUGUUUUUAGCCCUGAAAUUUUGUGCUGAUUCACAUUGAAUAUGUGAAGGAGACAUUCCUUUACAUGAACAUGCUGAGUUAUUGAUGUUUAAGUUUUAAGUUCACCAAGCGCCUUAGAAAGGAAAUAAGAGUUUUCUCUUCAUUCUGAUCACUUUAUUCGCCUCCUUGCGCUUGUAGCACUUUAAGACACCAAAUCUGGACAGCGACUGUAUUUUAUUCUAUUCUUUUUACCGCCUCAGAGUGUUCUUAAAUCCUGUAAAUAUCAUUUGCUUUUUAAAUGACUGCCAGUGAUUGAUUUUUAGUUUGUCUUUGUUUAGCCAUUUGUUUUUGUUUUCAGACACAGCAGUUUAAAUCAUAGUUGGCCUUUUAUGUCAGAUUCUGUGCCUACGGUGAAUUGACAUCCCAACUGGAAAAACUGUACACAGAAAUUCAAGUUCUCCUUACACUAACGCCAUCAUGUUUCUGAUUAGGACACAUUUCUGUAGUAGAACAAUACCAGUGGGGUAAUAACUGUAGUCUAAAUGUCUCCACGCACACGUGUAGGGCACUAAUGUACUAAUGUAGAGUUUGUUUUGUGGCCUUAAUUUAUGGGUCUUGCUCUGAUUUAUUUAUUUUUUUCUAAGUACAGAGCCACUUAAGGGAUAUAAACCCAGAAAAAAAUAACACGUUUCACGUGAGUAAGAGAAACUAUCUGUUGCUCCCAGUAAAGUUUUCCACAGCCAUGAAAAAGUUUCUCCAGCUUACAAGAAAGUAUGUGAUGGUCUGUACAAACCUUGAUUAGAUAAUUACUGUACCUGCGUUUAUGAGCAACUACAAACACUAACUGUUCAAGGAUCACCAAAGGUCAACAGAAUACAAAGAUACAUUUAUUAUAAUUAUUAUAACACUUGUUGUGAAAGCACAUGUAAUGUCCUAGUUAAAUUUUUCUUCAGUUUGAAUCCCACUUUUUGUGAAAUAAAAAGGUGGUUUCAACCACAUCAGACCAGUUCUAGAUCAAGAACCACUUCACUUAGACUUAAAAGCAUGCAAGCUUAUUCACCUUAAUAUUCUUUAGAUGGUUGAUGUUUUCAGGUACAUUUUGGGUUCCCAGGUCUACAGCCAUCCUCUUCACCAGGCCCAGAGGUAAAAGCAGUAGUAAUGCGUUUUCUGGUGUGCACAGAUAGUUUCUCAUCCUCACCUGAUAAUCUAUCAUGUCCAUAAGAAACUAGAUUUUUUUACUUAUUGUUUUCAUUUUAUUUUUUGCUCAUGUCCCGUUAGAGGCAAAAUAUUCAAGUGCCAAAAACAUGUAAAUAGAAUUUUGCUCAGAACAAUAAG